Messenger RNA from Balaenoptera ricei (Rice's whale), 1148 nucleotides. RefSeq names its product suprabasin (gene SBSN). Bases 66 to 1073 code for a protein of 335 amino acids. The transcript has 4 exons. The record is from RefSeq and is a predicted model, not a curated record. Lineage: Eukaryota; Metazoa; Chordata; Mammalia; Artiodactyla; Balaenopteridae.
CAGAGGAUAAAUAGUAGCUUUGCCUCCCUGGCUCCUCUCUUCAUCGUCCCCACUUUCCCAACAACAUGCAUCUUGCCAGUUUGCUCAGCUCCUGCUCCCUCUUGCUGCUGUUGGGGCCCUUGCCUGGAUGGGCGGCCAAUGCUGAGCCCGUUAAGAAGGUCACUGAAGGGAUCAGCCAAGGGCUGAGCAAUGCAGAGGGAGAGGUGGGCAAGGCCUUGGAAGGCAUCAAUAAUGGAACCCCUCAAGCUGGAAGGGAGAAAGUUUUUAAUGGACUCAACAGUGUGGGGAGCCAGGCCGGUAAGGAGCUGGACAAGGGCGUCCAGGGGCUCAACCGCAGCCUGGACAAGGUAGCCCAUGGAAUCAACAAUGUCGCCGGACAAGCAGGAAAGGGAGCAGAGAAGUUUGUCCAAGGAGUCAACAAUGCUACUAGACAGGUUGGGAAGGAGGCAAACAAAGUGAUUCAGGGGGUCCACCAUGCCGGGAAAGAGGGAGAAAAAAUAGUCCAAGGGGUCCGUCAUGGAGUUAAUCAGACUGGAAAGGAGGUGGAAAAGUUUGGCCAGGGGGUCCACCAUGCUGCAGGGCAGGCUGGGAAAGAGGGAGAAAAAAUAGUCCAGGGGGUCCAUCAUGGAGUUAAUCAGACUGGAAAGGAGACGGGAAGGUUUGGCCAGGGCACCCACCAUGCUGCUGAACAGGCUGGAAAGGAGGCUGGCAAAGUGGUCCAAGGGGUCCACGAUGGGGUCAACCAGGCCGGAAAGGAGGCAGAGAAAUUUGGCCACGAGGUCAGCCACGCUGCUGGUCAGGCUGGAAAGGAAGUGGAGAAACUUGGCCAAGGUGUCCACCACGCUGCUGGCCAGGCCGGGAAGGAGGAGGACGGGUUGCAUCAGGCUGUUCAUAUUGGGACCAACGAAGCCGGCAAGGAAGUCAACAAGCUGCUGAAUGACAAUCAUCAAAACAGACUCACUGACCAGCCAAGAGUGGCUGCAACCACAACCAUAACAUCUGGAGCUUUGGUCAACAAGCCCUUCAUUGACCUUUCAGUUCUGUGGAAGACCGUCAUCAGCAUCAUUCCCUAAACUGAUGAACUGGCCUUGUUGAACAGACUGACAUUCCUGUUGUCAUAUCAGCUGAAAUGACCUGAAGGAGCCGGG